Molecule: messenger RNA, 3438 nt
Organism: Ahaetulla prasina
Lineage: Eukaryota; Metazoa; Chordata; Lepidosauria; Squamata; Colubridae
Gene: ZBTB12
Product: zinc finger and BTB domain containing 12
Exons: 3
Coding region: 342-1865 (507 amino acids)
Biological process (GO): regulation of transcription by RNA polymerase II
Molecular function (GO): DNA-binding transcription factor activity, RNA polymerase II-specific; RNA polymerase II cis-regulatory region sequence-specific DNA binding; protein binding
Source: RefSeq, a predicted model, not a curated record
AGGAUCCCACGGGUGGAUAUUCUCUCCCACAAUGCAAUGAAGUUCUUUCUGCUUCUUCCCACCUUCUUUUCAUUGAUCCUUUUCGGAGUUUUUUUUUUUUCUUCCCUCUUUUUCUAUCUGGCUGACAAAUAUUGGCCCCCUCGUUUCUGGCCCUUUAAGGAGGCCCCUUUAAUUCCUUUCUUUUGGCUUGCCGCCUUCUUUUUUUGGGCGAUUUGGGGCCGUCCCCUCUCCUCCAAGAGAGGGGGAACCUCGAUCCAGUGCCUGUUUUCUUCAACCCUGAUCCCUCAGCCUCUUCUAUUCUUCCUCCCUGUGUGAAAGUCGGCCACCUCUCAAGAGCCAAAAUGGCGUCUGGCGUGGAGCUCCUUCGCUUUCAGCUGCCUGGCCACGAGGCGGCCACCCUACGCAACAUGAACCAGCUGCGCUUUGAGGAGCGCUUUUGUGAUGUCACCAUUGUGGCGGACAGCCUCAAGUUCCGUGGCCACAAAGUCAUCUUGGCAGCCUGCUCUCCGUUCCUGAGAGAUCAGUUCCUGCUCAACCCUUCUUCCGAGCUCCAAGUUUCCCUCAUGCACAGCGCCAAAAUUGUAGCCGAUCUUCUUCUCUCUUGCUACACUGGAGCACUCGAGUUUGCCGUCAGGGACAUUGUGAACUAUCUGACCGCUGCCAGCUACCUCCAGAUGGAGCACGUGGUGGAGAAAUGUCGAAAUGCCCUGUCCCAGUUCAUCGAACCCAAGAUCAACCUCAAGGAAGAAACGUCCAAAUUUGGAGGCUACCGGAAAUUCAAGUCUUCCAGUGUUGUGGGUUGCUCUACCUCAUCCAAUAAAGUGCACUCGCGCAAGAGGUCCAUUCAGCGGCCCGUUAAGCUGGAGUUCCCAUUGGAAGAAGAGUUGGAGAUGAAGGCCGAAGAGGAGGAAGAGGAGCAGGAGGAGGAUUUUGGGUAUGAAGAUUCCGUCUCGGACAUCUGCAUCGUGAAGAUUGAAUCGGCCAUGGAAGUGGCCCAGCGGCAGAAGAAGCAACAACAGCAACAGAUGGGCACCAGCUGGAGCAAAGACACAUCGCCUCAGCAAAGUUGGAACAAGGAAAGCUCACCACAGCAAGCCUGGGACAAAGAAUUAUCUCCUCUACCGGGGUGGAACAAAGCUGAAUCCGGAGACCAGGAAGAACCUCAAGUCAACUCGACGGUGGCAGAAGCCAUCGUGUCUUCUCCAGAAUCGACACCAGAGAAAGCUCAGCAUGGUGUGGUCAAGGCCUCCUAUAGCCUCUCUGAGGAUGACGUAGGUAAAGGCCUCCUGAUCAUCCCUGGGGGAGGCUACUUGGAGGAGACCAGCGAGGCGGCAGCUGUUGCGGCCGAGUGCCAGAGCAGCAGCGGUGGGAUGGGAUUGGUCCUUGCAGGACUGAGUGGUCGUCCUUUCUCCACCUUUCCCAUGGUUGGGAGAGGGGGCAGUUCAGGGACCCUCGGGGGAGGUAGCGGGAUCUCCAGGAUUAUCAAGUGUACCAAGUGUGAUGAAGUCUUCCAAGGGGUGGAGAAGCUUGUCUUCCACAUGCGGGCCCAUCACUUCAUUUUCAUGUGCCCUCGGUGCGGCAAGCAGUUCAACCACAGCAGCAACCUCAACCGGCAUAUGAAUGUUCACCGCGGGGUGAAAUCUCACUCCUGCACCAUCUGCAGGAAGUGCUUCACCCAAAAGUCCACGCUGCACGACCACAUGAACCUCCACAGUGGCGAGAGGCCCUACCGCUGCUCUUACUGCGACGUGCGCUUUGCCCACAAGCCCGCCAUUCGCCGCCACCUCAAGGAACAGCACGGCAAGACCACGGCGGAGAACGUCAUGGAGGCCAGCGUGACUGAGAUCAAAGUCCUCAUACGUUGAAGGAGGAGGAAGUCGGAUAGCUGUGGGAAGUGGAAAAGCGGGGACUCCUGAGCUCUUGAGGGAGGGACGUGGGCUGUAGGGAUUAGUUGUAGGGGUAAUGAGCCAGGAUCCCUGAAUUUUGUGGGAUAGGAUUAGUGCUAGUGUGGUAGAGGGUGGAAGCCCUGGAUUCUUUGGACGGGUGUGGGAAGGGCCUAGUGGAUUAGCAGAGUAGAGCGUACAUGAAAUGAAGCUCCUGGAUAGUCUGGGAAGUCAAAGGGAUCUAAUUAGCUCAAAUAGAAGGCGGUAGGAGAUGGAUUCCUGGGAUCUGUCCUCAUCCAACACCCCAGAAGACAAGCUCAGGAUCCCAAAAGAUCUUGACAGACUUGAAGAAUGGGCUCUAUCCAACAACAUGACAUUUAAUGUGGAGAAGAGCAAGGUUAUACAUCUGGACAGGACAAACCAAAGGUACAAGUAAGUACAGAUUAAGCAAAACCUGGUUCAGAAAUCAUAACUGUGAGAGGGACUUCUGAGUGGACGAUCACUUGAAACAGGAGUCGGCAGCAGGCAAAAAAGCUAAUACAAUCCUUGGUUGUAUAAACAAGAGGCAUAGAUUCAAAAUUUUAUCCAGGUAUUUUUUUUUUAAAAAGGCAAUAAUUCUACAGGAAACGGCAGAGGAGCGAGGGAUCUGCUGGAGGAAGUAGUAGGCGUGGUUCCUCCUCUAAAAUUGUACCGCAGAAAUAAAGCAGUUCAUCCACCUGAGACAUUUGGGCAGGAAGUUCUUUGAUCACGUGGCUGUGAAUAUAAGCAUGGUGUUCAAGAUGGAGACCAGGCCUUUGUAGGUUUUGAUGGCCCUUUCUGCCGACCCAACAAGCAAAACAAAGAGAAGGUCACAUAAUUUGGCUUUUGUAAACCCGGGGCAUUGAUAAGCAUGGUGGGAACAGAUGUUCUGGAGAAUGUAGAGCAUUGUCUUCGAAAAUGGCAAGCACAGUAUCAUUUUUCCCCCCUUUUAUUAAGAAGAAUCAGUAAUAGUACAGGUAGUCCUCGACUUACGAUCAGAGUUGGGCCUGAAAUUUCUGUUAAGUGAGACAUUUGUUAAAUGAGUUUUGCCCCAUCAUAUGACCUUUCUUGCCACUGUUGCUAAGUGAAUCACUGCAGUUGAUCAGUUAGCAACAGGAGUGAUAUGUGAAUGUGGCUUCCCCAUUUUGGCUUUGCUUAGUCAGAAGGUCACAGAAGUUGAUCACGUGUGACCUUGGGACACAGCAAUGAUCAUAAAUAUGAAUCGGUUGCCAAGUGUCUGAAUUUUAGAUCACAUGACCAUGGGGGGAGUGCAAAGGUCAUAAGUGUGAAAAACGGUCAUAAGUCGCUUUUUUCAGUGCCAUUGUAACUUUGAAUGGUCACUAAAUGAAUUGUAAGUCAGGAUUACCUGUACAGGAAGAAAGCCAAAACUCAGAUCUUGAGCUCAGUGCUGUUCACACGUUACAAAACACUAUUUAAUAGGAUAGUGACUAUAUACCAUUAUAGAGAAAUAAGUUGUUUUUAACUGUCUAGACCAGGGGUCUCCAACCUUGGCAACUUUAAGACUUGUGGACUUCAA